Molecule: messenger RNA, 799 nt
Organism: Tribolium castaneum (red flour beetle)
Lineage: Eukaryota; Metazoa; Arthropoda; Insecta; Coleoptera; Tenebrionidae
Exons: 2
Coding region: 105-755 (216 amino acids)
Biological process (GO): nervous system development
Cellular component (GO): mitochondrion
Source: RefSeq, a predicted model, not a curated record
AUUUUUGGUUUUGUAGAUUAUGUUCUAACCUCAAAUUCCUAACCUUAAAAUCCGGUGAAAACAACGAUAAAUGCGACCGAAUAGUGUAACAAAAUCGCUUUAAAAUGAUUGGAAUGUUUAGGAUUCAACAAUUCGUCCAAAAUGUGGUAAAAAGACCCACUUUUGCGAUAUUCCCACGAGUGAGAAAUUUCACCGAAAAACCAUUAGACGUUAACACAAAUGUGGUGAAAGACGUUAUAUUAUUUAAAUACGACAAUCCCCGAUUUUUCAAGAUAAUCAAUAUUUUUGCUGGGUGUCAGUUCCUCUUCUGGUCUUAUCUUUCAGUCUUUGCAUACACCAGACUUCGAGAUGCACCAGUCGACCACUCACAGGAGACAACUUGGUGGCGCAAAAUCAAUCUUGGUGAAAACAAGUACAGAAAUGCGCUGACACUAAUAUCGUUUAUAAUAGGAUAUGGUAUUUUGAGUGUAACUUGGAUGUUUACGUUAAGAUCGGUCCGAUAUUUGGUUCUGCAUCAAGGGGGUCAAAAUUUGUCUUUUGUAACAUACACGCCUUUGGGGAAAAAUCGCAUUUUUACAGUGAGCUUGAAAAAUGUGAAUUGUAAAGAGUCAAGAAGUGUUGCUACGUCUCAACUGCCCAUUAAAGUAAAAGGGCAUUAUCUUCAUUACAUUUUGGACAUGAGGGGUGAAUUUAAAAACCCGACAUUAUUUGACCACACUGCGGGAUUACGCCGUAAAUGGAGGACAGCCGCAUAAUUUGACAUGUGACUCAAUUAGGUAUAAUAAAAUCUUAUUUAUUA